Messenger RNA from Cryptococcus wingfieldii CBS 7118, 513 nucleotides. RefSeq lists its product as hypothetical. Lineage: Eukaryota; Fungi; Basidiomycota; Tremellomycetes; Tremellales; Cryptococcaceae. The record is from RefSeq and is a predicted model, not a curated record. Bases 1 to 513 code for a protein of 170 amino acids. The transcript has 2 exons.
AUGUCGGUGGAUCGUUUGUAUGUCUUCAACCCUCUCCCAGAGUCAGCGACGGAAAUUCAGACAAUCAUCAUGGACCUUUUCAGCGAUUUCUCUCAACAAGAGAUGGAUCAUUUGACGUCAAGCUCGAGCGUACAAAAAACAAGUGUGAAGGAGCUUGAGAGUCAGCUGGGGUCCCUACUACUGCAUAAUGUACAUGAUCUCGGUGAAGAAGGUAGUAAAGUUGCGACUAUCGAAGAAAGAGCUGUGGAAGAGGAAGAAGACGAAGAAGAAGCAGAAGGUCAAUACGACAAUGUCGAGGGAGUAUCUCUUGAAGAUAUGGCACCGCCGGAGAGAUUCCAUUUCGAGGACUGGGAGAGAUUAGGUCAAUACGACAAUGUCGAGGGAGUAUCUCUUGAAGAUAUGGCACUGCCGGAGAGGUUCCAUUUCGAGGACUGGGAGAGAGUACAGAAUGACUUAGAGGAGAUCUUCCAAUCUGCGUGGGACGCAGAAGUCAAUGAUGCUGCCCCGCCCUAG